This is a messenger RNA of Lampris incognitus (smalleye Pacific opah), 2376 nucleotides long. RefSeq names its product protocadherin alpha-3-like. Gene Ontology annotation, cellular component: plasma membrane. Gene Ontology annotation, biological process: homophilic cell-cell adhesion. The record is from RefSeq and is a predicted model, not a curated record. Bases 1 to 2376 code for a protein of 791 amino acids. The transcript is spliced from 2 exons. NCBI's taxonomy places the organism in Eukaryota, Metazoa, Chordata, Actinopteri, Lampriformes, Lampridae. Gene Ontology annotation, molecular function: calcium ion binding.
AUGAGAGGACACAGACAAAGACGCGGAUGGCAGUACUGGUGGGUUGCCGUGCGUCUCUGGCUAAUGCUGUGCUCCGAGCAGCACGUUUCAGCACAGAUUAGAUAUUCUAUUGCCGAAGAGGUGAAAGUGGGGACUUUUGUGGGAAACACAGCUAAAGACUUGGGUCUAGACGUCAGCAGCUUGGCCGAUAGACGGUUGCGUAUUGUAUCCGGAUCAAGGGACGACCUCUUUACGGUAAACCAGAACAAUGGAGCCUUGCUGGUCCUGAAGAAGAUCGACAGGGAGGUGAUUUGUGAUAGCAGCGACGCUUGUUUGAUAAAUCUUAAAAUCAUCGUGGAACAGCCUCUGGAGGUUCACUACGUCAGCGUGGAAGUAAGCGACGUGAAUGAUCACGCACCCGCAUUUCCGGGAGAUGAGCAGCAUUUGGAAAUAGCUGAGCACACUAUGAUCGGAAAGCGCUUCCAGAUACAGGCAGCGCGGGAUCCCGAUUCGGGAAUCAAUUCUGUUCAGUCCUACAAAUUAAGUCAGAAUGAUUAUUUUGAAAUUGAAAUAAGAGAGGAUGAGUACAAAAUUCCUUUCCUAGUUUUGAGGAAACCCCUAGAUCGAGAGUUCAAGUCCAGACACUAUUUACUUGUUACCGCAAGCGAUGGUGGUAAUCCGCAAAGAUAUGGCACCUUAAACAUUACGAUCAACGUGCUUGACUCAAAUGACAACCGUCCGGUGUGUGGCCAGGAUACAUACUCAGUCAGCCUUUAUGAAAAUGCAGCUGUUGGCACCGUUGUGGCUCGAGUGAACGCGACUGACUUGGACGAAGGCUUGAACGGCGAUUUAGAGUAUUCACUUGUCAAAAAUCUUAAAAAUAAAGUACACGAGCUUUUUGAUUUGGAUGCGAUCAGUGGAGAAAUUCGGGUUAAAGGUAAAAUUGAUUUUGAGGAAUCGGAUGUGUACAGAAUAGACGUACAGGCGUCCGAUAAAGGGCAACCCCCCUUGACUGAGGAUUGUAGAGUCAUCGUUAAGGUAAUAGACGUCAACGACAACGAGCCGGAGAUAGAGGUGACGUCACUCUCAAGCGUCGUUGCUGAGAGUGUAAAACCAGGAACAGUGAUUUCUCUUAUCAGUGUUACUGAUAAAGACUCCGGUUUGAAUGGAAAACUGAUAUGUAGUCUUUCAGAAAGUGUUCCAUUCGAACUGAAACCGUCAUUUCAGGAAAGCAUGUUUUCUUUAGUGACGACACAGAGUUUAGAUCGAGAAACCUCGUCUCAUUAUGACGUUACAAUAACAGCUACUGACAGCGGCCAGCCUCCCCUAUCCUCUGUAAAAACGUUACGUAUUCAAGUAUCAGAUGUGAAUGAUAACGUUCCCACGUUCUCCGUAAAUCCCCUGAGUCUCUACCUACCGGAGAAUAACGCCCCUGGCUCCCCUAUAUUCAGCGUCAGCGCAAGUGACAAUGAUUUGGACGAAAAUGCUGCUGUAGCAUAUCAUGUAGCUAGAAUUCCAAAGACGCAAAGUGACGUGUCAAUUUUUCUGAAUAUAAAUUCGGAUAAUGGACAAAUUUCUGCGUUAAAAAGUUUUGACUUUGAAACUUUGAAGACUUUCCAGUUCCACGUGGUUGCCACAGACUCCGGAAGUCCCCCGUUGCGCAGCAACGUGACAGUGAACGUGUUCAUCCUGGAUCAGAACGACAACGCUCCAGUCAUCUUGUAUCCAGUCAGCGCUAACGGUUCUGCUGAAGGUGUGGAGGAGAUUCCCCGCAAUGUGAACGCAGGUCAUCUGGUGACUAAAGUGAGAGCGUAUGACGCUGAUAUAGGAUAUAACGGCUGGUUGUUAUUUUCACUGCAGGAAGUCACUGACCACAGUCUGUUUGGUUUGGACCGCUACACAGGACAGAUAAGAACACUUCGCUCAUUCACAGAGACAGACGAGGCUGAACACAAACUGGUCAUACUGGUGAAAGACAAUGGCAACGUGUCACUCUCAGCAACAGCUACUGUGGUUGUCAAGGUUGUGGAGCCCAAAGAGGCUUUUGCUGCUUCUGAUGUUAAAAGUGCAGCAAAAGAUGAAGACGAGGACAAUGUGACACUUUAUUUGAUGAUAACUUUGGGCUCAGUUUCAGCACUUUUCCUCAUCAGCAUCAUCGUGUUGAUAGUAAUGCAGUGCUCCAAACCUACAGACUAUUCCUCCAAAUAUUUACAAGACCCUAAUUAUGACGGGACUCUGUGUCACAGCAUCCAGUACCGAUCUGGAGACAGACGGUACAUGUUAGUUGGACCCAGAAUGAGUAUAGGAUCUACUAUAGUCCCAGGAAGCAAUGGGAAUACUCUGGUGGUCCCUGACAGGAGACGAGCAUCUGUAGAGGUAAGGAAGAUCUGCAAGUAG